Messenger RNA from Geodia barretti, 726 nucleotides. Lineage: Eukaryota; Metazoa; Porifera; Demospongiae; Tetractinellida; Geodiidae. The record is from the annotation of a GenBank genome assembly.
AUGGCCUUCGCUGGAUUCCCUGGCCAGCUACCUUCCUGGGAGUCUCGGCCAUGGCUGCGGUGGUGGCAGGGUGGCGGCUGGCCCUGUUCGCUAUGGGAAAGCUUGGUGUUCAUCGGCCUGAUGAACCGCUGGGACAGUUCUGUUGAGACCAUCGCCAUCAUAUUGUUCUCGGUGGUCAUCUCCGUUGUGAUUGCUCUGCCGCUGGGAAUUCUGGGGGCUCGCUCCGACAGGGCGAACACUAUGAUGCGUCCCAUACUGGACGGGAUGCAGACGAUGCCGAGUUACGUUUACUUGGUGCCCGGGAUCCUUUUCUUCGGCCUGGGCUACACCCCGGCGGUCAUUGCCACGGUGAUCUACGCCGUGCCCCCAGCUAUCCGUCUCACCAACCUCGGUAUCCGGCAGGUGUCUCCGGCUACGGUUGAGGCCGCCCGUUCCUUCGGGGCCUCGCCCACGCAGAUUCUCGCCAAGGUGCAGGUGCCGAUGGCCCUGCCCACGAUCAUGGCCGGCAUCAACCAGACAACAAUGCUGGCCCUGUCCAUGGUGGUCAUUGCCUCGUUGGUGGGCGCCAGCGGGUUGGGCGAGGACGUGUUCCGCGCGCUCCAACGCCAGGACCCGGGCAACAGCGUGAUCGCAGGUAUGUCGAUCGUGCUCAUAGCCAUCGUGUUUGACCGACUGACCCAGGCGGCGGCCCGCAGCAGACAGGAAGCCCUGGAGGAGGGGCACUAG